AGGGCUCCAAGACAGCCCAAGAGGCCCCCAAAACGGUCCCAAGUUUUUGUCCGUAGCCAUUUUGGCUCAAGCUCUUUCGUGGUCUCAGUUUGGUUGCUUGCUGUUGUCAUUGUUUUGCCUCGGGGGGACCCCGACAGUCCGUCGAUCGAACCUGCUGGAGGCGGGGCGGGCCGCCAGAGCAAGCGUCAGAGAAGAUCAUGGCAGCCCUCUUGCGCCGCGCCCUCGCCCGCGGCGGCGCCGCACCCUCGGCUCGCGCAGCCAGCGCGGCGUCCCCGCGCGUGGUCUUGGAGGAGAGCGCCAGCAAGCUGGAGACGGCCAUGCUCAGCAACGUGCGGUGCUCGCGGUGCUCGCGGCACGAGCUGCUCUGCACCUUCAAGUCGCCUCUGACGGGCACGCGCAACCGCCACAGCCUGCAGUACAGCACGACCGAGCAUCUGACCGCUGUUCCCAGCCAUGGCGACGAUGCCUUCACGGAUGCGUCGAACGUAAAGGGGAGCGGAGACGGCAUUUGGGUGUUCAUGAGCCACGCUUUCCACACCGAGGCUACCGUGUACCUGCGACCCGUGGAGCACCGCCACAUCGACCCCUCGGUCGGCUGCGUGGCCGUGUACGCCGCCAAGGACUUGGUGGUGGGCGAGCCCCUGACCUUCGACUGCACGCUCAACGAGUGGGAGAUGUCCACGCCCUUCACGUGCCUCUCCACCGGCCGCACUGUGCAGGGCUUCAAGCACCUCACUGAGGAGGAACAGCUGGCCGCGAUGCCGCACGCGUGGGCGCACGUGAGGCAGAUGUACGACGAGCACCGUGGCAUGGGCGCGUCGGUGACCAGCCUGCGCCUCGCGGGACCAGAACACUACUAGUGGCUCAAGAGUAGGCAGGAGUGACAGGGAUUUGCACGGGGCUCUGCCCAGCGCUCAGGCCUUUGUGAGUGCCAGAGAUGGUUCUCUUCUGCAACAGGCUCGCCACACCCCACACACACACACAAACACACACACACACACA
Messenger RNA from Prorocentrum cordatum, 1002 nucleotides. NCBI's taxonomy places the organism in Eukaryota, Dinophyceae, Prorocentrales, Prorocentraceae. The record is from the annotation of a GenBank genome assembly.